This is a messenger RNA of Eucalyptus grandis, 1627 nucleotides long. Its product is annotated as transcription factor bHLH93. Gene Ontology annotation, cellular component: nucleus. Gene Ontology annotation, biological process: regulation of DNA-templated transcription. The record is from RefSeq and is a predicted model, not a curated record. Gene Ontology annotation, molecular function: DNA-binding transcription factor activity; sequence-specific DNA binding; protein dimerization activity. The transcript is spliced from 4 exons. NCBI's taxonomy places the organism in Eukaryota, Viridiplantae, Streptophyta, Magnoliopsida, Myrtales, Myrtaceae. Bases 242 to 1360 code for a protein of 372 amino acids.
AAAGCAGAUUCCAUUUCAAUCUUAGACUGAGGAGGCUAAUAAAUGGAAGGUAACACAAACCAUAAUGCAUUUCUAAUAAUUAGGCGAGUACGCCUAUAUAUACAUCCACUUUGUGCCGAGCUCUUCAUAUCAAGGCAUUUCUUUCCAUUAGCUCUCUCUUGACAGACAAAAGCAAAGCAGCACACACACUCUUCCAGGGUCUCCCACAGAGAGAGAGAGAGAGAGAGAGAGAGAGAGAGAGAUGGAGAGAGAGAUGGAGCAUUAUGAGCAGCAUGGUCUGUUGGAGGAGCUCCUGGGGCCUCAAAGGAGCCAAGACCACCUAUUUGGGACCAUCCCCACAGAGAUGAACGAGCUCUCUUCCAAUGCCUGGGCUUUUGACCAUCGCUGCUUUGGCGAAAGCUCAUCUCUUUUCUCUCCUUCUCAACCCUUCCCUGUUUCUCCUUCUCAACCCUUCCCCGUCUCCCUUGACCAAGAUGACCUCAACAGUUUGUGUUUCUCAUUUGGCAAUGAGUACCCUUUCUUGCAACAACCCCACAUGAUGAGCGACUCAUCCUACAGCCCGGUCACGGGUCCACAGUUCACUGACUCGUCCUAUAGCCCGCACGAGAUCGAUGCCGGGGUUCAAGAAGAUCAGUGCCCCCUUAAUCCUUUGAUGCAGGAAGACGAGCCGGGUCCUGUUCCGCUUCUGACAGUGACGGACAAUUUCCAGAGCCUAAAUUUACAACAAGCGACUUGCAAGAUUGAGCCUCUACAUCAAGAAUCUCCAGCACCUCCUCCUGUAGUGUUCAACAUGGGCGGUUCUUGUCUGGAAGGGAAGAGCAGGGCCAGGAAGCUGGAGGGCCAACCUUCCAAAAAUCUGAUGGCCGAGAGGAGGAGGAGAAAGCGGUUGAACGAUCGCCUCUCGAUGCUCCGAUCCAUUGUUCCCAAGAUAAGCAAGAUGGACAGGACAUCGAUUCUUGGAGACACCAUCGACUACGUGAAAGAACUUCUUGACAAGAUCAGCAGUUUGCAACAAGAGAGCGAACUGGAUUUGAAGCAGCUGAAUGUGUUAGCGCCUCUCAAGGAGAUGAAGCCAAAUGAAAUGUCGGUCAGAAACUCCCCACAGUUCCAAGUGGAGAAAAGAAAUGAGGACACAAAGAUUGAGAUUUGCUGUGCGGGGAAGCCAGGAUUGUUGCUAUCAACCAUAUCCACCAUGGAAGCAUUAGGGCUUGAGAUUGAGCACUGCGUUAUCAGCUGUUUCAAUGACUUUGCAAUCCAAGCUUCCUGUUCAGAGGGAUUGGAGCAGAGAAAUCUGGUCAGCUCUGAAGAUAUGAAGCAAGCUUUGUUCAGGAAUGCAGGAUACGGAGGGAGGUGCUUGUGAUGGUGAAGGAUGCUUCUGCUUUUAGUACUUGAAAAUGAGUUUUGGGAACGUGAGGAUGUAGUGAGACUGAGGCUAGAACAAUUUUUUUUUAUGGUUUUUUUUUUUUUUUUUUUUAUUGACUAACAGAGCAGUAUAAUGUCUGUUACAUGUGAAGAUGGUGAUCCAGGAGAUUAAUAACUUCUCAUUUCCUGUUACUGAAUAUGGUCAUGGAGAUGGAAAUUUUCAAUAUUGAAGUGCUAUAAAUGACAAAAUUGUUGUUUGCAUUUA